Messenger RNA from Mizuhopecten yessoensis (Yesso scallop), 3622 nucleotides. RefSeq lists its product as uncharacterized. The transcript is spliced from 3 exons. The record is from RefSeq and is a predicted model, not a curated record. NCBI's taxonomy places the organism in Eukaryota, Metazoa, Mollusca, Bivalvia, Pectinida, Pectinidae. Bases 125 to 3622 code for a protein of 1165 amino acids.
UCCGAAUGUUCCUAAUGUUUUCACCUACGGUACAUAUUGUAUUAUAUGUGUUUGGAUGCAGCUAGUACAGAUAAAGAACAAACAAUUGGUGUAGCUUGAAGGUGUUUUUUGACUACCUCUCAAUAUGUGGAAAGACAUGUGGAAGAGAAAGAAAAAUAGGACGUGCUACAAUCCUAACAACAUUUCCCCAACUUUCCAGGAUCAAUGGUCCAGUGACUUUAGUCCUUCUAGUAGUCGCCAUAGAGAUACUGAUAUUUUGAAAGUGGCAAACUCUCAACAGAAUGACUUAUCAGUUGCUGUAACGGAACUUGAAACAUGUUAUGUUUCUUCCAUGAAGCACACAACCGGGAACCCUUUGGUUUCAAAAGAUGACACUUACUAUGACAGCAAGCAUGCCGAUGCAGAAUUGAAGGAUGCAGUGACUUCUAUGAAAUGUAAGAUAUGCGAUGAUUAUCCAAGUGAAAAUGAACAAAGAAGUUUCCAUAAUGCCAAACAUGCUAGAAAUAGUUCAAACGAUGAUACAACGGAAAGCAAAAAAAUGCAUAUAGCUUAUAGAGCAAAGAGGUAUAUCGGUAAAAGGUUCAAAAAAUUGUUCCUUUCCAGUGAGAGAUUCACUCAUCCAAUACAAGAGACAUAUACAGAGGAUACAAUAAAUACUUGUCCUUCAACCACGAGGGGUGCGUACUUUGAACAUCAUUCUAGUACAGAAGAAAAUGAUUUGUGUGUAUCCGAACCCGAACACUGUCAAUUCAAGGACCAGAAAAAUAAGACAUUACUGGUUGCGCAGCCAGAGGAGGAUACUGACGAAUGUACAAAAAACCUUACGUUAGUAUCAACUGUGUCCACAGAAAAAGUAAACAGAAUGCUAAAAACCGGUAAAGAAGAAUACAAUGAAAACAAUGUGCUUUCGGAUAUUUCUUUGCUUAGCCAAAGCUGUGAGUGUUCUCUUAUAUCCAUUGACAAAAGCCCAAGCAUGCCUGAAUUGGAGAAUAACGUACCAUGCCAGAAUAAGCUCGAAAGGUCAGAUCAAACCUUUACAAAGGAAAGACAUCUCUCUCCUAAACCAAAUGUUCCCUGGUUGCAUUAUCAAAAUCAGAAAAAUGAGAAAAACGGCAGAAAAACGGACCAGGAAGUGACUACAGUAUGGGAUAAAGUGAAGUCUGAUGAAAGUCAUUCUUUGGAAACAGCAUGUGUUCAUAACAUCUCACAGAUGACUUCAUUUGAGAACUGUGUUUCUGCAACGACAAAGCUGUCAUUAAAUAAUGGACAUUUAUAUCGGGACAUUGAAAGUACAUCCACAAAUAACAACAUACAAAGUGCAGAUCUGUAUAAAUCGGAACUUUCUGAUAAUAGGAUAAGUAAAGCAUCCAAAAGUGUCACUGUGAACAUUAAUGAAUCAUCAGCAGACAAAUAUGGGUUGAUGGAAGAGAUCAACACAUGUCUAACACUCCAGGAUAGCCGCACAAAGCAAAUAUGUGAAAACACCCAAGCCAGUUCAAUACAACAAAUGUGUACAACAAAGCCAUCUAGUCCAACAACCAAAACCAGCUCAAAAACUCAAUUAUGCUCAGCAAACCAGGGAAGCCCUUGUUCAUCAAACCAAACUACUGUUGUGGGUUCAAUUGCACACCACCAUGGAGCUCGUCAUGGAGGUGAAAUUAGAAGCAAUGUUCAGCAUGAAAACGGUAACACUAAGGAAGUAGACAUACACAAUACUGACAUGACAUCAGUCGUCUAUGAAAAAUCCUAUUCCGAUGAUGACACACCAUGGCCUGGUUUUGUUGGAGUAUAUAGCAACGAACAGCAGCACGAAUCAACUAUUGGUGAUAGAUACACAAUCAACAAUAUGAUACCGGCUGUUGACGCUGGCAUUUGGGGAACAAUUUCAAGGCAAAGACUGUGUCUUGGAGAUGAAAACAGAAGGAAAAAACAGCAUAGGUAUAGUUAUAUAGAAGGAAAGCAAAAUGACAUCAGUAAAAAGUCAGACUUCUCAGAGAUCGACAGAAGCAGAUCAUGUUACAGAAUAUUUCGUCCAAAAACAAUCUUAGAUGGGGAAUGGCCGAAUUUUGAGAAGACUUAUCAAGGAAAAAGCAAUGAAACCUCCCAACAACACGUAUGUAUUACUGAAGUCGGAGACAUUGUAACUAUUGCUGAGAUACAAAAAGAGGACUCAAAAAUGGAUGAAAGGAGCAUGAUCGACCUUUCUCGUCAAAGCUGUGUUGACUGCAACAACGACGAAUAUGGCAAUGGGGAAAAUGUAUCGCAUUCAAGAGAAGCAGGUGAUAAAGCAAACAAUAGUCCAACGUGUGACAUCAGUGGUGAGAGAGGUCGUAGAACAGGCAUAGAAUGGCUAUCAGGGGACCCCGAUAAUGCAUGUAAUGCCUUCAACACGAUUGAAGAGAACACAGUCAAUGAAAUAGAGCAAGACUAUCACAAAUUUCUAGCACCAAGCAGCCAAAAAGAGCAUAUUACAUUUUGUGGCGUUUCGAACAGAAUGAAUGCACAACGGAGAGCUGCUAAAAGUAUGCAUUAUAUCAAUUCCUAUUCCUCAAUGGAUACAUUUCACACCGACAAAGAGAGAAAUACAUUGUGUGAUUGUGAAAGAGACACCUGCAUAAACCAGGGGGAAGGUACUCAAGGUACAUAUACUGAAAGGAUCGAAAAUAGAAUUCAGCAAGAAGUCACCCUAAUUGACCGAACGAAUAGAGAAGGAUACAAGUUUGAUGCGAAUUCGGAAACUAAUGGUGGUCGAAGAAAACAUAAUAAACAGGAUUUAUUGCUUUCUAACAGAAACAGCUUCACGACAAAAAACGAUAUGUCAUCAAACUGUUCUGAUAAUAUAGAAACAAAGGACAAGGUCAGUUGUCAGAAUGCUUACGGUAAAAUAGAGAUGGAAGACUAUGAUGAGAAAGAGAUGACAAAUAGCUGCAAGGCCAUGCUACAACAUGGAAUGCUUUCAAAUACAGGAUUUUUCAACGCAUCAGACAUUAAGAUACCGACCAAUGAGUAUGGCUUCUUACAGCAAGCAUCAUUAAGUUGUACCCAAUCUGAUCGAACGUUCCCAGAAAAACAACCAGAAGACUCUGACACUGACAGUAUAGCGCAUCAUUACGAUUCAUCGGCUGAAAGAUCUGAUCCCGGAAAAAGCAAAAACAAAAGUGAAGAUGACGGUAGUACCAACGAGUGGGUCACUGUACACAGCAAACAUAAUGGAAGAGACGAGAAAGAAAAUAAAACUCGCCAAAGAGACUCCAAAAAUUACGGAGCUGUUGAAAACAAGUAUCUUCCGACUGCGCUCAACGACAAUUUUGAAAAAGGGUUUGGAAACUCUUUAAGACCUGAAAGCGGCGGGCGAAUUUCUUACAAAAUAGAAUCUAAAUGUACAUCUAGUAGUGAAGGAAAAACCGACAAAAUAUUGAAACAUGAGGAACGAAUAGAUGAAAAGGGCUAUUUGAACAGUUCGGACUGUAAGAUGAAACCGCAAAGUAUAGGUGAACGACACACAGGACAGCACCCAUCAAGAACAUGCGUCAAUGAAAAGGGCUAUUUGAACAGUUCGUACUAUAAGAUGAAACCGCAAAGUAAUGGUAAACGACACACAGGACAGCACCCAUCAAUAUAG